Molecule: messenger RNA, 711 nt
Organism: Oldenlandia corymbosa var. corymbosa
Lineage: Eukaryota; Viridiplantae; Streptophyta; Magnoliopsida; Gentianales; Rubiaceae
Source: the annotation of a GenBank genome assembly
AUGAUGUAUUCAGCCGCUUUCUCCUCUGUGUUUUCAGUACCUUUGCAGACACUGACUUCAAACUCAGUUUUCCCUUGUAUGGUUUCAAGUGUUUCGUCAUUCCAAACUAAAUUUGGGUCCUCUAAAUCAGCAGUUUUCGGACAUGGGUUGUCUGUUCCAUCCAGAAAUCUAUCUGGGUUUCUGCUAAAGUCUUCACCUUUUAGUACUGUGUUUGCCAGGGCUGCUACCGGGAAGAGUAUUUAUGAUUACACUGUCAAGGAUAUUGAUAAGAAUGAUAUUUCACUCAGCAGUUUCAAGGGAAAGGUCCUUCUGAUUGUCAAUGUAGCUUCUAAAUGCGGCUUGACAUCGUCAAAUUAUACGGAGCUUUCUCACAUAUAUGAGAAAUACAAAGGUCAAGGAUUUGAAAUUCUAGCCUUUCCAUGUAAUCAAUUUGGGGGGCAAGAACCAGGAUCGAACUCUGAUAUCAAACAGUUUGCUUGUACUCGAUUUAAAGCAGAAUUUCCAAUUUUUGAUAAGGUUGAUGUUAAUGGACCCAAUACUGCUCCAGUCUAUCAGUUUUUGAAAUCAAAUGCUGGUGGGUUUUUGGGUGAUUUGAUCAAGUGGAACUUUGAGAAGUUUCUGGUGGACAAAAAUGGCAAAGUUGUUGAAAGAUAUCCACCUACGACAUCACCGUUCCAGAUUGAGGUAUCUUUUCACUUCUGGCUGGAGUAA